GAGUGGUGCGAGUUCAGUAUAUUCGCACUUCUUACCACUACUGCAAGGUUGAGGGAUCAUAAAAUCGUAAAGUUGACACGAAUACUGAUUUUUAAACGCUAUUUAAUUUGUAUUUUAUUGGCUACGUUAGUGUUUUCUUUGCGUUAAAUAAUUUGAGAUUUGAGCGGAACUAAGGUAGUCAAGUAGCUGAAUUAGUUGGUUUCCCUCAGAAAAGAAGGAAUACACUUGCUGUGUCAUUUCACAAUGGCGGACCAGGAGGAGGCCGUGAGGGAGUUUGUAGCUGUAACUGAUGUUGAUGAGGAGAGAGCGCGCUUUUUCCUUGAGUCAGCUGGAUGGGAUUUACAGCUCGCCUUGGCUAGUUUCUUUGAAGACGGUGCCGAUGAUGACAUUGUGACUCUUCCUCAACCAGAAGGAUCUUCACUGUUGCACCCUGUUGGUCCAAGGAGCCAGCCCAGAGUGACUUCCUUCAGGGAUCUGGUCCAAGAUCAGGAGGGUGGUGAUGAGGAAGGGCAAAGGUUUUACGCUGGGGGGUCGGAGCGCAGCGGCCAGGAAAUUGUUGGCCCUCCCAAGAAGAAGAGCCCCAACGAGGUGGUGGAGGAACUGUUUAAGGGAGCCAAGGAGCACGGGGCCACACCUGUGGAGAGGGCAGGGCGGGGCCCUGGAGAGCCCAGUGGGUCACGGCCGUUUGUGGGCGGAGGCUAUCGUUUGGGUGCCGCCCCUGAGGAGGAGUCUGCCUACGUGGCGGGAGACAGACGACGUGGUGACCCUGCUCAGGACGUGCAUGUGGUCCUGAAGCUGUGGAAAUCGGGGUUCAGCCUUGAUGACGGCGAACUCAGGAACUACUCUGACCCCGGCAACGCCCACUUCCUGGAGUCUGUGCGCCGGGGAGAGAUUCCUCAGGAGUUGAGGCAGCUAUCUCAUGGAGGGAAGGUGAAUCUGGACAUGGAGGAUCACCGUGACGUGGAGUUCUCCAAGCCCAAAUCUGCCUUCAGGGCGUUUGGUGGGGAGGGGCAGAAACUGGGCAGUUCAGCCCCCCCUCUGAUUCCACCUGCUGGAUUAUUGGGUGGCCAGCAGGACCAGGCAGCCAUCGAAUCGCAGGCCAGCGCCUCUGUUGCCCUUGACAACACUCAACCAGUGACCAGCAUCCAGAUACGGCUGGCUGAUGGAGGCCGACUGGUGCAAAAAUUUAACCACAGCCACAGAGUGUCAGACGUGAGGGAGUUUGUGGCAAGUGCUCGACCUGCCAUGGCCGCUGUGGAGUUUGUGCUGAUGACUACGUUUCCCAACAAGGAACUGACAGACGAGAGCCAGACGCUGAAGGACGCCGGCCUCCUGAACGCUGUUAUCGUGCAGCGGUUGAAGUGAGGUUGCCCCAGCCCCCCGCUGGCGGGACUGAAUCACGGGGCUGAUCCCCGCAGGAAUAUUGGCCCCCGCUGGCUCUGCUGACCAGGUGCACCUGAUUCCUGCAGGAUGUCAGCCCCCUGCUGGCUCGGCUGACCCACAGCACCCGGUUGCCACUGAAGACACAAGCACCACAGGAUAUACAUUCCUGUUUUGUAACUUCCUGUACAGUACUGUGUGUCCCCCCUCAUAGGUUUGUGAAACAGCAUAGUUGUCUUCCAAGAGGAGGGGGUGAAUUUGGGUUUCAUCUUGUUGCCGAGGAGAAGUUGAGUGAAUACUUGGUUGACUUGGCUGAUUGUGAAUAGAAAUAAUAAAGCUUUUUUUUACCUCUGGUAAA
Molecule: messenger RNA, 1738 nt
Organism: Anguilla rostrata (American eel)
Lineage: Eukaryota; Metazoa; Chordata; Actinopteri; Anguilliformes; Anguillidae
Product: NSFL1 cofactor p47-like
Exons: 9
Coding region: 244-1365 (373 amino acids)
Biological process (GO): membrane fusion; autophagosome assembly; Golgi organization
Cellular component (GO): cytosol; nucleus
Molecular function (GO): ubiquitin binding
Source: RefSeq, a predicted model, not a curated record